AGUGUAGACUGUGUAGUACUGACUGCGCUCACUAUAAAUAUAAUUACUGUGCAACCUGAGAUUGAAGAGUGAGCGCUAGCACACUGAGCUCAAGCAAUUGUUUUGUCUCCUUUUUCUCCUCUCUGCUCGACGAAUGCGCUCCUUUUGAAUCGGAUUCCAGUUCCAUCGCCGGAAUUCGAAUAUCUCCUUUUUAUCUAGGGUUUAAUCCGACGCUUUCUUCGAUUCCGAAUCGAUCGGCCGAGCUGAAACGAUGGCGUUUUGGUGGCCGCUGGUAGUUAUCGCCUUUGCCGUCGCGAUCUGCAAGUUCCUGCUUAUGCUCAUUCCGCCAAAUGUGCCUUCGAUCGACGUCGAUGCCUCCGACAUGCUGGACGAUGGGAGUCAGACCAAGGAAAACAGCUUCAUCUAUAUACCCUCAAGGAGACAGACAGACAAAGUCCAAUGCUAUGAGCCUGCAACAAUGAAAUAUCUUGGCUAUUACCCUGCAUUGAAGGCUGAUGAGGUGAAAGAGCGUGUAGCACAAGCUAGGAAGGCUCAAAAGGCAUGGGCCAAAAGUAGCUUCAAGCAAAGGCGCCAGUUUCUGAGGAUACUUCUGAAGUACAUUAUUGAACAUCAGGCACUUAUAUGCGAAGUUUCUUCACGUGAUACUGGAAAGACCAUGAUCGAUGCUUCUCUAGGAGAAAUUAUGACGACCUGUGAGAAAAUCACUUGGCUUCUAGCAGAGGGUGAAAAGUGGCUAAAACCUGAAUAUAGGUACAUUACUUUUCCUUUUCCUUUUUUUUUUCUUUCUUUGGCGAAGUAUUCAACUUGAAUAGUCUCAAGCUUUUUUAUGCUUUAGGUUUCAGAACAUGCAAGCUGGUCAGGAUGUUUUUAUUUGCGUAUAAUUCAAGCUGCCCUCGCUGCUGUUGGAGCUCCAGAAAAUUUAGUUGAAGUUAUCACAGGGUUUGCAGAGACAGGAGAAGCUUUAGUUUCUUCGGUUGACAAAAUGAUAUUUGUUGGAUCACCGGGGGUUGGUAAAAUGAUAAUGAGAAGUGCUGCAGACACACUGAUACCAGUUACCCUUGAGCUUGGCGGGAAAGAUGCAUUUAUUGUAUGCGAGGAUGUUGACGUGCCUCAUGUGGUUCAAAUUGCCGUAAGGGGCGCUCUGCAAUCAAGUGGCCAAAACUGUGCCGGGGCUGAGAGGUUUUAUGUUCACAAAGACAUCUAUGCAACAUUUGUUGCUGAAGUUGUCAAAAUUGUGAAAGCUAUUACUGCUGGUCCUCCACUAGUUGGAAAAUAUGACAUGGGAGCAAUAUGCAUGCAAGAGCAUUCUGAAAAGCUUCAGAGCCUGGUGAAUGAUGCCCUCGACAAAGGAGCUGAGAUUGUUGGUCGAGGAAGUGUUGGGAAUAUCGGUGAAGGGGCUGUUGAUCAAUACUUCCCUCCUACUGUGAUUGUAAAUGUCAAUCACACAAUGAAACUGAUGCAAGAAGAGGCUUUUGGACCUAUCAUGCCGAUCAUGAAAUUCAGUAGUGAUGACGAGGUAGUCAAACUUGCUAAUGACUCAAAGUACGGACUUGGUUGUGCUGUAUUUUCGGGCAGCCAGCGACGAGCCAAAGCAAUAGCUUCUCAAAUACACUGUGGAGUUGCAGCUAUUAAUGAUUUCGCUUCAUCAUACAUGUGCCAGUCCCUUCCUUUUGGUGGUGUAAAAGACAGUGGGUUCGGAAGAUUUGCUGGUAUUGAAGGGCUGCGCGCUUGCUGUCUUGUUAAGUCCGUAGUGGAGGAUAGAUGGUGGCCGCUCGUCAAAACCAAGAUACCAAAGCCUAUACAGUACCCCCUCUCAGAGAACGGCUUUGAGUUUCAAGAAUCGCUCGUGGAAGCACUGUACGGUUUGAAUGUCUGGGAUCGUCUACGGGCAUUGGUGGACGUUGUGAAAACCCUUUCUGAACCCAACGGUCCAAAGAGCAAUAAAAGAGCUGACUGAAAAUGUGUGGAACUACUCAAUAUUUCCAAGGUUUGUCUUAAAUCUUCGCCCUGAAGCAAUUGGUCUUUCUUAAAUGGACUCAGUUCUGGUGGAUUUGAAUGAGCUUUAGUCUGUAUAUUCUGUUCUGCCACUGAUAUAAAACGCUUGGCUCUUUUAAUAACUUUACUGUAGGAGAACGCAUCUCAUAUUUCCUCUCUUGCGUUUUUUAGUCACACGUCAUUAGUUUUCAUUA
Molecule: messenger RNA, 2189 nt
Organism: Salvia hispanica
Lineage: Eukaryota; Viridiplantae; Streptophyta; Magnoliopsida; Lamiales; Lamiaceae
Source: RefSeq, a predicted model, not a curated record